UAUAUUGACAUGCAUUUAUAUGAAAAUUGCAGGCCGUGGUAUUUGCCUUUUAAUAUUCACAUCGACACAUUUUAACAUUCACAUCACAUCUUCCAUCCCACGGUAUCAGAUCAUGUCAUCAAAUUUUCUAAGUCGAUUUCAAGUUUCAUGAGUCUGUCUUGGCCGAUCAAGAAAGUCGCUUUUGAUGCCCUGGCCCUGGCCCCUGGUCUGUGCUCAAUUUAAAAAAAAAAUGAAAACCAGACUUUUGUAAGUAAAGAGAACCUGCGUAAUAAUAACCUUAUGAUCAUUCUUUGCACAUUUUAGUUGAUAUUGCAUAAUAAACAAAAUCAUUAAUUUAUAUCAAUAUUUUUCGGCUUAGCCUAUCUUCAGGAUGUCAUGACGCAUGUCACAUUCUGAAGAUGUUGAUACAAUCAUUUACUAAUAAAAACUGGUACCUAUCUACGCUACAAGCAGAAAUGCCAAAACCUAAUCUAGCCUGACCUGUGAUGGCCUUGAUAACUAACUUAACUUGAGCUUACUGGACUCUGGACUCAACAGUGACAGGAUUUCUUAAGAUGGGACGCUCAUCAAAGGACAAAAGAGAUAUUUAUUACAGAUUGGCAAAGGAAGAAGGAUGGAGGGCAAGAAGUGCAUUUAAACUUCUGCAGAUUGAUGAAGAAUUUGACAUUUUCAAAGAUGUGACCAGAGUAGUGGAUUUGUGUGCUGCGCCUGGCAGCUGGAGUCAGGUCCUUUCCAGGAAACUGACGAAGGACGGCACCGCCGGCGGCGACGUCAAGAUCGUGGCCGUGGACCUGCAGGCGAUGGCGCCGCUGCCGGGCGUCAUUCAGAUCCAGGGCGACAUCACCAAGCGCUCGACGGCCGAGCAGAUUAUCUCCGAGUUCAGCGGCCAGCAGGCGCAGCUGGUGGUCUGUGACGGCGCGCCGGACGUUACCGGACUGCACGAUCUGGACGAGUACAUCCAGGCCCAGCUGCUGCUGGCGGCGCUCAACAUCACGACGCACGUGCUGGCGCCGGGCGGCACAUUCGUGGCCAAGAUCUUCCGCGGCAAGGACGUGACGCUGCUGUACUCGCAGCUGAAGGUGUUCUUCAGCCGCGUCACCGUGGCCAAGCCGCGCAGCAGCCGGAACUCCAGCAUCGAGUCGUUUGUGGUGUGCGAGGACUACCGGCCGCCGGAGGGGUACGUUCCCAACAUGACCAACCCGCUGCUGGACCACCAGUACUCGGAUCUGGACCAGCUGAGCGGCCCCAACCGGGUGCUGGUGCCGUUCCUGGCGUGCGGCGACCUCUCCGGCUACGACGCCGAUCUCACCUACCCCCUGCAGCUGAGCGAGGGCGCCGAGUACGAGUAUCGUCCCCCGAACCAGCCGCCCAUCAACCCGCCGUACCAGGACGCAGUGGAGAAGAAGCGCACAGACCAGCUGGCAAAACCUGGCGGCGACUGUCCGACCACGCCGGACGCCGCCGUCUCGCUCUCCGCCUCAGACGUGGACCGGACGGCCGCGCUCAGUCUACAGGAGCCGGCCGGCGCCGAGGGCGACGGUUGAAGGGGGAGUUGGUGGCGGGGGGGGGGGGGAGAGACGGCCCGUCCCACUGGUGGAGGGGUGUCGGGACCAGGAUCGCUGAGUUGCCUAGCCUGCAGUGGUCGUUUUUUAUUUGGGGGAUGAGGGGAUAGGUACUUUGUAACAUUUGUGUUGUUUAUCAGAUACUCGGUGCUUACACUGGUCCCGUUUGGCAAUCAGCUGUAUAUUGCGAGUAAAUACAUGCUUUGUUGUAACA
Molecule: messenger RNA, 1776 nt
Organism: Amphibalanus amphitrite
Lineage: Eukaryota; Metazoa; Arthropoda; Thecostraca; Balanomorpha; Balanidae
Product: putative tRNA (cytidine(32)/guanosine(34)-2'-O)-methyltransferase
Exons: 7
Coding region: 555-1544 (329 amino acids)
Biological process (GO): cytoplasmic translation; tRNA methylation
Cellular component (GO): cytoplasm
Molecular function (GO): tRNA methyltransferase activity
Source: RefSeq, a predicted model, not a curated record